UCUCUAACUAGAGUCAACAGGAAGGAACAGAACUUCGAAUGCUACAUCUAAAUUCAAGAUUUCAAAGCUUUAAGUACUGCUGCUUUAAAACUGUUUAAGUGGCAGCUACGGCUACAUAAAAAUGACGACUGUCCUGCCUCGGAUCGAGCAACUGUCUGCAAGGGUGGUCCGAAUCCUAGGCUGCAAUCCAGGACCUUUUACUCUGCAAGGGACAAACACCUACUUGGUGGGGACUGGCAAAAGGCGUGUUCUCAUUGACACUGGAGAGCCAUCAAUCCCUGAAUACAUUGGGUGUUUAAAGCAAGCCUUGAAGCAGUUUAACACCUCAAUACAGGAGAUCAUUGUAACACACUGGCAUCUAGAUCAUGUUGGUGGAAUCACUGACAUCUGCAGGGACAUCUUCUGUGAUUCCAGUAUGCGAGUCAGUAAACUUCCCCGUGUGCCUUACCUUGAAGAGAUCAUAGGAAGUGGAGAGAGGAAGUAUACAUAUCUGAAAGAUGGCGACGUAAUUGAAACUGAAGGAGCCACUCUUAGGAUCCUUUUUACACCUGGCCAUACAGAUGACCACUUAGCAUUACUUCUUGAAGAAGAAAAUGCAGUUUUCUCUGGAGACUGUAUACUUGGGGAAGGGACAGCGGUGUUUGAAGACCUUUAUGAUUACAUGAAAUCUCUGGAAAUACUCUUAGAUUGUAAAGCGGACUUGAUCUAUCCAGGCCAUGGACCAAUUGUAGUGAAUGCCGGGCAGAAAAUUAAGGAAUAUAUCGCUCAUAGGAACCUCCGUGAACAGCAGAUUCUGAGUGUUUUACAACAAAGUAAUAAGGGCUUCUCUUCAAUGGAACUUGUAAAAACUAUUUACAAGGAAACUCCUGAACAUCUUCACAAAGCAGCAGAAAAUAAUGUUUUACAUCAUUUAACAAAACUGGAAAAGGAAGGAAAACUGAGAAAAGAAACCGUUCCUUGUGUGACUUGGAAGAGCUUUCUGUGAUCCCAGUCUUGGCCUCAUUUUUAACAGUCAUUAUGCUCUUUAUGGUUAUUUUUCAGUCAAAGAUUUAUUUUGCUACAUACAGUGGGAUGCAAAAGUUUGGGCAACCGUGUUAAUAGUCAUUAUUUUCCUGUAUAAAUC
Messenger RNA from Polypterus senegalus (gray bichir), 1123 nucleotides. It is a transcript of the gene lactb2, whose product is annotated as lactamase, beta 2. The transcript has 7 exons. Gene Ontology annotation, molecular function: single-stranded RNA binding; RNA endonuclease activity. Gene Ontology annotation, cellular component: mitochondrial matrix. The record is from RefSeq and is a predicted model, not a curated record. NCBI's taxonomy places the organism in Eukaryota, Metazoa, Chordata, Cladistia, Polypteriformes, Polypteridae. Bases 122 to 985 code for a protein of 287 amino acids.